Molecule: messenger RNA, 1415 nt
Organism: Diorhabda carinulata
Lineage: Eukaryota; Metazoa; Arthropoda; Insecta; Coleoptera; Chrysomelidae
Product: GATA zinc finger domain-containing protein 1
Exons: 3
Coding region: 124-813 (229 amino acids)
Biological process (GO): regulation of DNA-templated transcription; chromatin organization
Cellular component (GO): nucleus
Molecular function (GO): sequence-specific DNA binding
Source: RefSeq, a predicted model, not a curated record
GGCUGUCUAUAAUCAACCUCAAAGUAUACUAACCUAUGAAAGUGAACAUAAUUUUCAAAAUUUCUUAUUUUGUGGUUAUAUUCUAGUGUAUUUUAAAAUAUUGUGCUAAAUGAACGUUUUAAUAUGCCUUCCAAAGGGCCAUUGGUUUGUUUAAAAUGUGAAACAAAUGAAUCACCUCUCUGGAAGAACGCCGAAAAUCUAGGAGCUAUUUGUUUAGAUUGUAUUAACGAAGCAAAAGACAAUUUAAAAACUGAAUUAGAAAACGAUGACGAACCGGACACGAAAAUAAGUAAACGGAAAUUGAGAGCUACAAGAUCUUAUAGGACGAGAUUAAAUCCUUUCGCUGUUCCAAAAAUAUCUGCGCCCAAAACAAGAGGUCGAAGAGCAUUGUUAAAAAAAACACCUGUUAAAGCACCAACGGCAGUAGCAACGACCGUUACAAGUGAAUGGGUCUUUUAUAAAGGUCAUUACAUUCAAGUUGGAGAUAUUGUUUCUCUUAAAGAUUCAGAAGGCGAUAAAUAUUAUGCUCAAAUAAAAGCUUUGAUGACUGAUCAGUAUUGUAAUAAAAGUGCCGUUAUAACGUGGUUACUUCCAACUCAAGAAAGUCCUCCACCAAAUGAAACAUUUGAUGCUGCUACUUAUAUCAUAGGCCCUGAAGAAGAUAUAUCAAGAAAAUUAGAGUCUAUGGAAUUUGUUAUGCAUGCUCCCUCGGAUUAUUAUAAAUCAAGAAACACUCCGUAUCCUUCUCCGUAUGCAACAGCUGAACCUGGGUAUAUUUGGGCUUCAAUUGACUCUUUAAAAUCAAUUGGAUGAGUUUUAUGGUGGCUUAUAUCAUUUUUGUGAUUCUUUAUACUAUUAAUUUUUCUUACAAGGGGUAUCAAAUAUGAAAAUAUUUUUAUUGUAUAUUAAUUUUAUUAAUAAUUGGUAUGAAGCUUUAAUGUUUAUUUAUUUCCACUAAAACUGACUUGAAAAAUUAAUAAUAAUUCAAUUUUAAAUAUUUUAAUUUGUUUUAAAAUAAAUAGAAAUAUAAUAAUUUACUAUUUAUUAAUUAGGCGAAAAUAAAAUUUAAAUCAUUGAAAAAUAUAUUUUCAAGCUUAAGAUAUCAUGCAAAAACAAUUAAAAUACUUUAUGUUUAUUUAAUAUUGUUUAUAUACAGCAGCCAUGUUUUAAAACUCUUCAAAUAUUUAUGAAGAAAACAUGCUUUAUUAAAUUAAUGGGUAUGUAUUAUGAAAAACAAUUAAUAUUCAAAUUUCACCAAACAAAUAAAAUCAUUUAUAACUAUAAUGGGUAGAAUAUCAAAAUAUCACUAACAAAACAACUAAAAUGCAGUACAAAUUUAAACUUUUAUCACAUUCGAGAAUUAUGGCACUCAUUUUCAAGAACCCAAUAGAAAAAAAGGUUACGACACUAUAAAA